Linum tenue is the source of this 672-nucleotide messenger RNA. The record is from the annotation of a GenBank genome assembly. NCBI's taxonomy places the organism in Eukaryota, Viridiplantae, Streptophyta, Magnoliopsida, Malpighiales, Linaceae.
UUGAGGAGAAUAGAGGAGGUCGCCUUCUCCGGCGGGUUUUCCAGGAGGGCAGGGGAGGAGAGGUCGUCCUUCUCCGACGGUUUCUCCUUCUCCGUCGGGUUUGCCAGGAGGAGAGCAGAGGAAGGGAGUUCGAAAAUGACUGGCUUCAGAACCCUGCAAAGAUACUGCGAAUUCUGGGACUGGAGAGUGUUGACGGUAUCAAAUAACUACUUGCUUGAAGGCAAGUUUUCAGAUUUCACUCAGUACUCUAUGUUGCAGACUCUGAUACUCAGCAACACCAGCUUCUCAGGGGCAUUGCCUUCGUCCUUGAAAACCCAUGGCAGCGGAAGCAUCCCUUUGUCUUUGUUCUCCAUUUCAUCCCUGCAGAAGAUUUAUCUCUCCUUCAACCAACUCAAGGGUCAAGCUCUAGAGUUUUCUAAUGUUACUUCUUUAGUGCUGGACACUUUGGAUUUGAGUGGCAACAAUUUGGAAGGUCUUGGAACACUGAAAGUCCUCCUACUUCCAGCCAAUAGAUUCACUGCAACUGUGCCCUUAAAAUGGUUCCAAUCCCUUCGAAAUCUCGACGCUCUUGAUCUUUCAUACAACCGCAUGACAGUGGAUGAGUUUGACAACCAAUCAAGUCUCAAGGAGCUAGACCUUUCGAGAAACAACAUUGGUGGGGUGGUGCCUUAG